Molecule: messenger RNA, 1061 nt
Organism: Aedes aegypti (yellow fever mosquito)
Lineage: Eukaryota; Metazoa; Arthropoda; Insecta; Diptera; Culicidae
Exons: 4
Coding region: 134-985 (283 amino acids)
Source: RefSeq, a predicted model, not a curated record
CACAUUGAUAACAAACAUCUAUCUGUGCAUUUAUUUUAAUCGCAGUAGCCAAUCAAACAACAUCAACUAGUGAACUGCUCGUCUACCUUCUCCGCAUCUCAAUUACGCUCGGGUUCCGGCACAGAAAUCCGCAAUGAACAAAGAGGCGCCCGAUGGCCUUGAACUGAGCCAAGGUGUGACACCGCUCAACCUGAGCACAGAAUCCGGUUUCUAUGCCGAUUGGAAGCAAAGCUACCACGUGGACACCGAGCAGGCCAUACUGAAUCCAUAUCCAACUGAUACAAUCAUGGCGUCGAUCACCCGAUUGAUCUCCACUCUGUGCGCAAAGUUUCAACUUUCGCACACGAUAGAAUUCUCUGCAAUUGACACGUUGGAACAGUUUGUGAUCAAGGUCAUUGCCGGCGAGCGUGGAGCUUCUGUGGGAGAAAACUAUCUCAAACAAAUGCCGCUGUACGCUGUGAGCGUAGUGAAUAUGGUCAGUAAGUACUUCGAUGCCCAUAUCAAACUGGACUGGAACGGUUUUCAACGGAUGUUUGCGAAAUAUAGCCCGGGCGUUCCGUGGUCCAGCAAACGGAUGAUGGAGUUGGAGUAUGAGGUUAUGAAAAAGUUAAACCACAAGAUUUACCACUCCCUUCUUCUGGGUGCGGUAGAACGCUUUGCUAAGGAUCACAUUUUAACAGUCGGCGUCGUCCGAAAGGAUCAUUUCGGAAAGGUCGGAGUUAAGUUGUUACGAGUGGUCUAUGCGCAAAGGUACAACAUCUACAAGAGCUUGCGACCGCGUGUGAGUUCCGAGGACAUGUUCGUACGGUUCAAGUCGAACAAAUUGAUUCUGGCAGCCGCGAUAGUUAUGGCCAUCCUGAAGCUGUGCGGAAUCGAUCAGCAGCAAGUAGUGGACCGUGUCGCUGAAACAUUAUCGAACGAAUGUUUUGUCGAGGCGAUGAACAUAAUCUUCUUACGGGACGCUAUACUGAAUGUAUUUAAUUGACCAUCAACGAAAUAUAUAAAUUUGACUUUCCUCUGGGUUUAUACACAACGUGUGCUGUGGUAUCCAGUGCUGGGAA